AUGAAAAGUCAUUUGUAUUUGGCUAUAUUGCUGUUGUUUUUAGCCCACAGUGCUCACAAUGCUCCAGUAGAAUCGCAACCAGAAGACUUGGAGGAAGAUCAUGAAUUAAUUGGUGGAUUUUUUCAAGGUGAUAUGGAAAUCGAGAUGACACGUAAUGGUGAGAUAGCUGAAUCUAAAAGAUGGCCAAAUGGCACUGUGCAUUAUAAAAUAGAUGAGGUUUUCGACAACGAUCGCACUUUGUAUAUACUGAAGGCAAUGAAAAACAUUGAAUCAGUAAGCUGUAUACGUUUCAUACCCGUCUCGGAUGUAAAAACUCCCCAUUUACACUUUAUUGGUGAACCUUCUGGCUGUCACACCAAAGUGGGUUAUCGUGGCAAGGUACAAACCCUUAAUUUACAGCUAGAUCGCUUGGACAAGGGUUGCUUUAAAUUGGGCACUAUUAUGCAUGAAAUUCUACAUUCCCUGGGCUUCCAUCAUCAACAGUGUGCCACCAAUCGUGAUGAUUAUGUUUUGGUUGUGGAGGAAAACAUUAAGGACGGCAAAUUGGGAAACUUUAUCAAAUACGAUGAUAAAACCGUUACUGAUUUCGAUAUUGAAUAUGAUUAUGGCAGUAUUUUGCAUUAUAGUUCAACGGCUUUUUCGAAAAAUGGCGAAAAAACGAUUAUACCUUUGCAGGGUGAAGAUAUUGAAAUUGGCCAGAGACGAGCUUUGAGUGCUAGUGAUAUUAACAAAUUGAAUAUGAUGUAUAAAUGUCCUAUUUUAAUGAUUUAG
Messenger RNA from Calliphora vicina (urban bluebottle blowfly), 771 nucleotides. RefSeq names its product seminal metalloprotease 1-like. The coding region runs from base 1 to 771 and encodes 256 amino acids. The record is from RefSeq and is a predicted model, not a curated record. The transcript is spliced from 2 exons. NCBI's taxonomy places the organism in Eukaryota, Metazoa, Arthropoda, Insecta, Diptera, Calliphoridae. Gene Ontology annotation, biological process: proteolysis. Gene Ontology annotation, molecular function: metalloendopeptidase activity; zinc ion binding.